Molecule: messenger RNA, 729 nt
Organism: Dichotomopilus funicola
Lineage: Eukaryota; Fungi; Ascomycota; Sordariomycetes; Sordariales; Chaetomiaceae
Exons: 2
Coding region: 1-729 (242 amino acids)
Biological process (GO): GPI anchor biosynthetic process
Cellular component (GO): mannosyltransferase complex; endoplasmic reticulum membrane
Molecular function (GO): mannosyltransferase activity
Source: RefSeq, a predicted model, not a curated record
AUGAAACCAACCCUCCUCUCACUCACCACCUUCAUCUCUCUCCUCACCCCAGCCCUCGCCAACACGGAAAAAACCAUCUUCCUCGGCCCCGAGCGCGUGCGCGUCCCGCUCACACGCCCAACCCUCACCGACCUGCGGCUGCACACCCUAACCCCGGCCAACUCGACGCUCCGCACCCAACUCCCGGCUCAGUUCCCAUCAGAUGAGAAACCGAGAGGCACCGAGACAUGGCUGAUUCUGGAUGAUUUGACCCCGGGGCAGCGGUACGAGGUGCGCGUUUGCUGGGCCGCGACGCAGCCAACCGAAUUCACACUCACCACCUACCCCCUUCCCACCGUCCUCGACACCCCUUCCCUCAUCACCUCACUCCACAACUACUCCCUCUCCCUUCAACCCCCCAACACCCCCCCAUCACCAUCCCCCCUCCCCCAAACGGAAUCCACGGAAUCAACCCCCUCCCUCCUCCUCCUCCACAUCCUCACCACCGCCGAUUUCUUCACCACCGACCGCCAUCUCAUGAGCAAACCGCCCCCCGUAUCGGUAGAUAUCAUCCUGGACCCGUUUGUUUUCAACCUCCUCCCGCGUUCGCUGGUCGGCACGGUCGGGUAUGUUGUGAUGACGGCGGUGGUUGCGGUGCUUGUGGCGGGGAAGGUGGUGGUGCCGUUUUUGAGGGGGGUUGUUCAUGCUGGGGUGGUAGAGCAGGAGGGGGUGGGGAAGAAGAGGGAGUAA